UGGAUCGUGAGAAUGAGCUAUUGUGACGAAUGCAAACGGAGAGCAGAAGCAUUUAAGAAAUAAAAAAACAUAUCACAUUCCAGACACAAUAGCCAGAAAAUAUGUCAGAAGUUCAAAUAAAGAAUGAGAAAGGGCAACAACUCUAUGCACGAUACUGGAAUGAAGACAGCAAUCCUACAGAUACAUACAAGGGCUUGAUUUUCAUUGUACAUGGCUACUGCGAGCAUUGUCUAGCCUACACUGAAUUAGCGAAGUCUCUUAUUGGACAGGGGUUUUACGUCUUCUCACAUGAUCAUGUUGGACACGGACAGAGCGAGGGAGAUAGGGCUCAUGUGUUGAGUUUCGAUGAUUAUGUUAACGAUAUGUUCUAUCAUAUUGACCAAGUGAAAAACAAGUUUCCGGACAAGCCAGUGUUUCUUCUUGGACAUUCCAUGGGUGGUACUAUUGCUGUUUUGGCUGCCAUGGCUCGUCCGAAAUUCUUCAGCGGUGUUGUUCUAAUUGGACCUUUAGUUACACCAGACAGGAAAGCUGCAACACCAUUUAAGAUAUUCAUGGGUAAGAUAGCUGCCAAAGUUCUCCCCCAGAUGCAUAUAGCAAAACUGAAUGCCAAGGUGGUCUCAAGAGAUGAAGAAUAUGUGAAGACAUAUGAAAGUGAUCCACUGGUCUAUCAUAAUGGUAUUAAAUGCAGAUGGGGUGUUGCGAUGUUAGAUGCACUGAAAAAGAUAGAAGAUGGUAUGUCAGGCAUUGAGUGGCCAUUUUUCGUAUUGCAUGGUAGCGCGGAUGCUCUGUGUGAAGUUGGUGGAUCGAAACUCUUGUAUGAGAAAGCUCAAAGUACAGACAAAAAGAUCAAAAUAUUUGAUGGGGCCUUCCAUCAGUUGCACCAUGAGCUGGAACCAGUGAAGAAAGAAACCUUUGAUCUCAUUUCUGAGUGGCUGAAUAGCAGAGUGUAAUGUUAUUCCAUUGGAGAACGGCUGAAAGCUGAGGAUUUUAAAGAAAUAACUGCUGAUUUGUUUAAUACAGAAUAUAAAGUAAUCUCAAUGCUGAUUGGCAGCUGAACAGUAGAGUGUCAUAUUCUUCCACCAAUGAAUGCCUGAAUUCCAGUUACAUCAUUGCUGAUUGGUUAAAUACUUCGAAGACUGGUCACAACAUUGUUGAUUGGUUGAAUACACAAGUCGUAAGUCAUCACCAUUCUGAUUGGCUAAAAACCAAGGUUUGCAUGUUUGUCAUUGGUGUUUGACUUUAUGGCUGAAUGUAAUUUUGUAUAUCUGGCAGGGUAUUUUGGUUUUAUAGUGUAAAUAGCCCAAAUUCUUAGAAAUGAAAACAGAACCACCUUAUAUUUUAGAGAUAUAUUUUUAUUUCAUUUUGUAAAGAUAAAAUCAUUGAAAAUUAUGCAAAAUACAAUGUGAUCAAAUUGUUUAUUGUAUAUAUUAAUAAGAAUUGCUCACCUGUUUAUAAUUACUAUUAUUAUACUUGUUUACAUAUAAUAUUAUACAUAUUUAAAUAUGCUUUUGCACUUCUUUAGUAAUAGGUCUGGUGCCUUUUUCGAUAGUUUGUCUGUAACUUUAUGCCAGGUUUGCCAAUAGUCUGUGUUAAAAUUUAAUUGCUCUGUAUUAUUGUUUUAAACAAACUUAUUUAGAAACUGCAUGCCUCCAGAUUUAUGCAAAUUUUUCAAAAUUUAGAAAAUGCUUCAGUAAUUACAUACGUAUUCUUUUGCUCCCCAAAAGAUGAAGCUUUUAAUUAUGUCACUGCUAUGAAGCUUCACUCUUAACAGGAAAUGGACAAAUGAGCCGUGCCGUGAGAAAACCAACAUAGUGGGUUUGCGACCAGCAUGGAUCCAGACCAGCCUGCGCAUCCGCGCAGUCUGGUCAGGCUCCAUGCUGUUCGCUUUUAAAGCCUAUUGGAAUUGGAGAAACUGUUAGCGAACAGCAUGGAUCCUGACCAGACUGCGCGGAUGCGCAGGCUGGUCUGGAUCCAUGCUGGUCGCAAACCCAUUAUGUUGGUUUUCCCAUGGCACGGGACAUAUUACCUUUAUGUUCCAUGUUGGAUGAUUUUUCACUGAAUUAUUGUCCUUUGGUUAUUCAACAUCAGUAACUAUAGCGCCAUCCUUGUCUGGAAUAUUUCUGAAUUUCUUCCACUUUUUGUGCUUUUAAAAGGCGAUAUUCAUACUUUUGGGAGCUUCCAACGGUUUUACCAUUAAUUUCUUGUUUAAAACUGAUUCUGCAUAUUUUAGAAUGUUUUUUUCUACGAAAAUACCAUUUUAGUCAACAAGAUAUGUUGAGGUCAUCAAAAGUGUAAGUCACGUAAAUGAAAUUUGACAUUUAUAGGUGGUUAGCUGUGUACCAUAUAUGAGCUGCGCCUUGAGAAAACCAACAUAAUGGGUUUGCGAUUAGCAUGGAUCCAGACCAGCCUGCACAUCCAUGCAGUCUGGUCAGGAUCCAUGGUGUUCGCUAACAGUUUUUCCAAUUCCAGUAGGCUUUUAAAGCGAACAGCAUGGAUGCACAGCUGGUCUGGAUCCAUGCUGGUCGCAAACUCACUAUGUUGGUUUUCUCAUGGCGCGGCUCAUAUAUUGAUAUACCUACUUAAAGGCUCACAAAGCCUUUGUUUAUAAUAGAGUGGUUGCCAUAUAUUUCAUUAUUAUCAUAAAAUAUUAACUUAAAAAUAUUAUAAUUUCUUAUUAAAUCAUAUUUCUGAUAAUCGUUUCAUAUUUAUCAAAAGUUUUAAUAUUGAUGAACAUAGUUGAAAGUUUUGUCGAAUCCAUUGUUGUUUUUUAUUACCUCCCUUUAUGCAUGUUACUUUACAAGGUCAUGUGCAGUAUUAAUAAAAGUGUUUUUGUAGCAAUGUAAUUUUGCAUAUCAUAUAUUUUGACAGCUGUUUCAUCCAUUUCGAACAUAAAAUUCAAAGCCGGAUGGAACUUACAAUGCAGGUUUAUUGUUUUUUUUUUUUCAUCUAGAGGCAUGUACAUGUAAUUUUAAGUGGUUGUUAUCUUGUGGGUUUUUUUUCCAUGUUUGAAGUGUUUAAAAAUAGUUCAUUUUAAUUUUUUUUUAAAUGUUUCUUUAUACAAAGGUUGUUAUUCAUUGUAACUUCAAAGAUUUUUGUUUGUAUCUUUUAUCAGUAGUUUUAGAUUGAAGCUUUUUAUUUUUGAUAUUUGUUGUAUAUGCAUUUAAAUAAUAUUUGUUAUAUGUACAGGUUUUUAAAUAUAUAUAUAUUUGUUGUAUAAACAUUAAAAUAUUAUUAUAUGCACUUAACAUUAAUACUAUAGGGACAGUUUUAGGUUAAAUAUAUUUAGGACAAGUUUCGAUGUUAAGCUCAAAACCUAUUUUUUUGCUCACAUUUUUUAAAAACUCAGGAUUUUGGCAAAGAAGACUCAUGGAUAAUUUGUUGUACUUUUGCUAGACUUAAUAGAAAAGUUUGAAAUUAUAGUUCAAAUACCUGAAGUACCUGAGAGAAAUAUUACAGACUUGAUGACAAUACAGAUGGAAUACAUGUUUUCUACAAUGCAGAUUUUAUGGAACUUCUGACAGGUCAUCUUUUGUUUCUGGUACAUACCUUUUAUUUUCUUUAAGGAUUUUCAUGAAACUUGUGUGAGAUUGUCACCUAAUCAUGGGCAUAACAUUUUCACUGUGUUUUAGUUUAAGAUGUUUCACAGAAAAUAUCUUUCCGUUAAGGACCUUCGUGACCGAGUAGUUGUUGACUUCAAAUAUUACUUGCCAGACACUGAUGUUGGUUUGAGCCUCACUCAGGGCGUUGAAUUCUUCAUGUAAGGAAGCCAUCCAGCUGGCUUAAGGAAGGUUGGUGGUUCUACCCAUGUGCCGGCCUGUGAUGAAAUAAUAAACAGAGGGUCACCUGGGGUCUUCCUCCACUAUUAAAAGCUUAUAAGUUGCCAUACAACCUAUAAUGAUGUUGGUGUGAUGUUUAACCCAACUUUAACAAAAUAUCUUUCUUUAAAACUCAGUUUUGCUCUAUGUUGUUAACAAUCUGUGUUAUUUCUCUAUGCAAAGAAGUUAUUAACAUAUCAUUUAGAAGUUUUUGAAAUUAUCAUUAUAUGUUAUCUAUCUGUACUUAGAAGUUAUUACCUAACAUACAAAAGUUAUUAAUAUUCCAGGUUUUUUUUUACAUCAUUACUUGGAAGCUUUGUCUGAAAUUGUUUGAAUUGUUUGAACUUGUUAGAUUUUAGAUACAUAUAUGAGCCGUGCCAUGAGAAAACCAACAUAGUGGGUUUGCGACCAGCAUGGAUCCAGACCUGCCUGCGCAUCCGCGCAGUCUGGUCUGGAUCCAUGCUGUUUGCUUUUAUAAUCUAUUGGAAUUGCAGAAACUGUUAACGAACAGCAUGGAUCCUGACCAGACUGCGCGGAUGCGCAGGCUGGUCUGGAUCCAUGCUGGUCGCAAAGCCACUAUGUUGAUUUUCUAAUGGCACAGCUCAUAUCAGUUUUGCUGUAUAUCAGUACAUGGAAGUUAUUAUGAUAUCAUUUAAACUAGGCCAUAUGUUAAAACAUCAUCUAACUUUGGCUUAUUUACCAUGGUUCAGAGUUUAGAUAUGUUGCAAUUGAACCACAAGGGUAUUAACCCAAGCUGUUAAAUAUGAUUGUAAGCAUGUAAGCAAAGAACCAUGGUAAAACAGACGAUAAAACACAAGAAGGCAUUGUAGAUUAGCUCAUAUUUUACCACUGUUGUUCAACUAAAUACAUCUGUUGUAAAACAACAACUCAAAUCAUGUUAGAAUAUAUAUUUAAUCAUAUCACUUAGAAGUUAUUAACAUGUCAGUUUUGUGUUCUUUUCAGUACUUUGACGUCAUUUGUGUAUAAAAAUUUAUUUUAAUCAGUUUUACAAUGUAUCAGCACAUGAAAGUUAUAUACAUAUAUUUUUCUAUAUAUUUACAUAUUUUCUAUCUGGCUCAUGUACAUAUUUCGUCAUGUUGAAAAAAAAAUACAAUUUGAUAUAAAGCAAUGUUGUAAUAAAGAUAUGAAUAUUUUUUCUGUCUGUCAGUUUUUAGAAGAUUUUGUUUAGAAGAAUGAUAGAAAAUACUGCUGUAGGUUAGAUAGGUUUUGCACAGAGUUUAAUUUAGUGAUUUUAUAUAGCUAGCAGCCUUAUUCAAGGUGCUAAGAAUCUGUGACAUGUUUAUGUUUUAGGGUAUGAUGCAGAUUGUUACUCCAAAAUAUUUUGCCCGCCUGCUUAGCUCAGUAGGUAGAGCGUUGGUCUACGGAUCACGGGGUCGUGAGUUUGAUCCUCGGGCAGGGCGUAUGUUCUCUGUGACUAUUUGAUAAAUGACAUUGUGUCUGAAAUCAUUAGUCCUCCAUCUCUGAUAAGUCAUGUGGGGAAGUUGGCAGUUACUUGCGGAGAACAGGUUUGUACUGGUACAGAAUCCAGGAACACUGGUUAGGUUAACUGCCCGCCGUUACAUGACUGAAAUACUGUUGAAAACGGCGUUAAAACCCAAAACAAACAAACCAAAAUAUUUUACAUUUGCGAGUGGCAGUGUGCCCAAUCACGUCUUGCGCUACAUCUUUUUCUUCCCGCUACAAACUUGAAAGUGAAAGUGGAAAGGUAACGUUUUAACGCUAUUCCCGUUCAAUUGACUUGCAAUGAGAGCGAACAAUGUCGAAAGUAGUUGAACAGGAAUAGCAUUAAAACGAGAAGGUUUUGGUUUGGAAAUCGUAGUACCAGGGAUGGUACUUUCAAAUAGGUUUCGAAUCAUGUGCAUGAUAUUAACACAAUAUAUUGAAUAAAAAACUUAAGCCCUGAUUUAUAAUUUUUGUUUACCUUCCCACUUUCAUUUUCGUGCUCAAAAUGACAUAGUGCGAUCAUGUGAUUGAGCACACUGAGUGGCAUUAAUUACAUAUUUUAAUAAAAGUAAACCGCUGCGAAUAUUACCCAGCGUAUAGUAUUAAAGUUAGUAGCUCUGGGACAGACCUGUACAGUAUUCCAGGAACUUGUAGGGAGGUCUGUACAACUGCUUGGGUAAUUUUUUUCUGUCAUUUUUCUCAGCAUUGCAGAAUUCAUUCCAAAUUUAUUGUAAGGAAUAUAUUUUCUUAAGACAGGUCUGUACAACUGCUUGGGUAAUUUUUUUCUGUCAUUUUUCUCAGCAUUGCAGAAUUCAUUCCAAAUUUAUUGUAAGGAAUAUAUUUUCUUAAGACAGAAAAGACAACAGAAAAAUCAAAAUUUUGAAAUAUUUACUGGUUACACAUGUUACCUUUUAAUUCAAGUUUGUAUAUUUAUAAUAAUUAAAGCAUUUUAUCAAUACAUUUACCUCAUUUUUCUUGAAAUAAAAAUUUCACAAAAGAAAAUUUGAGCUGUUCAGUUGCUCAACAUUCAUUCAUAGUGGCAUGUCAUUGAAACAUUCCCUACUUCUUGUUUGAACUGUCAAAUAUUUUUUUAAUUUGAGUAAACAUUUUCUUUUAUAAUACAAACAAAUUUGUUGAGUUUGGGGACAAUGGUGAGUGGGAAUGGAGGUCUUAGUGUUUGUCGCCCCCAUCCAACCCCCACCCCCCACAUCCCAAACCCCACCUGUCUCCACAAAGAAGAGAGUGUAUACUGUUGUGUAAAUUGGUUUGCCAUUGGUAGGCCAGCUGGUUAGUAAACAAUAUCUGGCAAAAUGUUGGACUUGAUAUGGAUAUAAUACCUUUGAGCUGCACCAUGAGAAAACCAACACAAUGCAUUUGCAACCAGCAUGGAUCCAAACCAGCCUGCGCAUCCUUGCUGUGUGGUCAGGAUCCAUGCUGUUCGGUAUCAAACCCUAUUGCAAUUAGAGAAACUGUUAGCAGACAGCAUGGAUCCUGACCAGACUGUGCAGAUGUGCAGGCUGGUCUGGAUCCAUGCUGGUUGCAAAUGCACUAUGUUGGUUUUCUCAUGGCGUGGCUCAUUUUAGGUUGAUUCUCUGCGGGUAGUAGUCUAUAGAUGAUCCAUAUUGGUUUAGGAGUUAGUGAGUCAAAGUUUAAAUUAUUUCUUUAAGAAACAGCUCUUUUAAAUAUAUUUGUAUGCCCCAGGCAUCUACUGAUGCGGAAGGCAUAUAGUGAUUGUCCUGUCCGUCCGUUGGUCCGUCAAUACGAGGUUAACCAAAUGUGACCGUUUUGUCUAGCAUCAAUACGCCUUACUAGAAUGACUUGAUACUAAUGCAGAUGUAACCUGUGACCAUUCCUCAUCUUCAAACAUCACCUGACCUCAGUUUGACCUUGACCUUGACCUCGUUUUGAACUUAGGUGCAAAAUCUAUUGACAAGGAUGCCACCGGGGGCAUCAAGCGUUUAUUGAACGCAGCUUCUUGUUUGUUCAUUUAAUGCUAUGUAAUUAAAUUUUGACUUAACUUAGGAGGGAUUUUAUACAUUUAUUUUUAAACAGAUUGAAGAAAAGUUCAAAAUAUAUGUGAAAAUUUUGUAUGCUGUCUAGAUUUAAAUGUAUUUUUGUAAUGUUUUUAUAACUUAUUAUUAAUUUUCUUGAUUUUUUACAUUUUUUUGUGAUAACAUUCUAUGAGUUGCAGUCUAUUUUAAUGAAACAAAAGUACAAGAACUAAAUCAAGGCUGAUUUAACAAAAAUCUUACCUUUUAACUUUCUUAACAGCCAGUUCGUUCAACACAGAAUUUUGACUGUAAAAAGCUAGGAAAUGAACUUACUGGUCUCCUAGGUAAAAACUUAUUGAAACUUACUUCAUUUCAUGAAAAUAACAUUUUCACAGUAAAGUUGUUUUGAACAACUGGUUGAUGUAGGUGCUAGAUGUUAAUUUUUGAUGCAGUGACACAUAUCUAAAGAUAAAUGAGCUGUGCCAUGAGAAAACCAACAUAGUGGCUUUGCGACCAGCAUGGAUCCAGACCAGCCUGCGCAUCCGCGCAGUCUGGUUAGGAUCCAUAUUGUUCGCUUUCAAAGCCUAUUGCAGUUAGAGAAACUGUUAGCGAACAGCAUAGAAUCUGACCAGACUGCGCGGAUGCGCAGGCUGGUCUGGAUCCAUGCUGGUCGCAAAGCCACUAUGUUGGUUUUCUCAUGGCACGGCACAAAUUAAUAUAGAUCUGCUCAGUAGAAUCUCUUCAUAAAUACCGGUGUGCUUGUUUGUAAUUUGUUUGAAAAAUAACUGAAUCGAGGAUGUUUUCAAGUCCUCAUAUAUACUACCUGGUUGAAAGAAAAAGUGACCUCAUUAAUGAUUUUACUGGUGAUGGCAAAAUAAUUUUGUUUCAAUUGUAUGUUCCACUUUUUAAGAAAGGUUUUAACUUUAAACCUUAAAUAUAUUUGGUACAUAUUUAUACUUUUAUACGAAUAAAGUUAUUUAUUAA
Messenger RNA from Mercenaria mercenaria, 8254 nucleotides. RefSeq names its product monoglyceride lipase-like. Gene Ontology annotation, cellular component: membrane. Lineage: Eukaryota; Metazoa; Mollusca; Bivalvia; Venerida; Veneridae. The record is from RefSeq and is a predicted model, not a curated record. The coding region runs from base 102 to 950 and encodes 282 amino acids. The transcript has 9 exons. Gene Ontology annotation, molecular function: lipase activity.